GUCGAGGAGGUGAUGGAACCGGCGGGCUUUCCAGUGGUUGGGGUUGUCGUCACCGACCGUAGGAUCAAGCUACCGGGUUUCCAAGAGCUGAUGACUUCAAUAUGGAAACCAGGGAAAGGUAUGUCUAUCAAAGAGAUCGGUGAGCGAAGGUAUUUGCUAAAUUUUAACCAUGUUUUGGAUAUGAACCGUGUGAUUGAGGAUGGCCCUUGGCUUUUUUGGCGUGAUUUAAUUCUGUUGAAAGUGGUUCAGCCAGAUGAUAUAACUGAAUCGAUGAAUUUAUUUGAGACUAGCUUUUGGGUACAGGUUCAUAAUGCCCCUAUAAAAUAUAGAAAUUUGAGAUCUGCCAGGAAAACUGGUAAGUUUUUAGGAUCUUUCAUUAAGUUUGAGAUGAGCCAGUUUGAUGGAAAGCAGAGUUCUUACCUUCGCAUUAGGGUGUGUCUGGAUGUGCGCCAACCUUUGAAGAAGGGUACCACUUUGACACAAGAUGGGGUGAAGCAUUGGGUUGAUUUUAAAUACGAAAAGCUCCCUAGCUUUUGUUUUAUUUGCGGUAUAAUCGGACAUUCUGAUAAAUUCUGUCCAAUGAAGUAUGAAGAGGGCUUUGUAGCUGAAAAAACCUAUGGGGUGGCACUUAGAGCAGGAGGAAGGGCGAAGACUAGCUCGACGGGAGACAAUAAAUGGUUAUCUGAUGGAGCCUCUAACUCAUAUGGGUAUGGAGUGCAGCGGAAGGCUAAUCUUGGGGGAGAGUUUUCAGCAGAGUCCAAGUUUAGUAGGCCAGCACAGAAUGAAAAGGAGGACAAGGAGGAGACUCCUGGAGAUACAAAACGCAGAAGGAUAUGGGAUAAUCAGUCCAAAGAGGAUAUCGCUGGUGAAGGAAUGGCUCUGGAGGGGUCAAAAAAUGGGGAAGCGGCGGGUCAAGGCUCUUAGACCCGCCGUGUUUUCAUAUGCUGGUGGUGAAGAAGAAAUCAAGUGAUGGUGUUAUUAUUAUUGUCUGUUUUGUUUGCUUUUAUUUCGGAUGCUAUGUUCUGUUUUCUUUUCGUGUUCUGGUUUCAUGUAAGACUCUUGCAUUAGGUUUGGGGAGGGAAAGUCUGCUUUAACCGUCAUUGGCUUUAAGUUGCCCAAUUUUAGUCUAGCGAGUUAUACUGCUUUAUUACAGGUGGUUAACUCUCAGUCUCGGCCACGGGCGGAUGGUUAUAUGUGGUUCUUUUCUAGUUCUGUACCCUUGCUGAAUGCUAUUUCUAUGAAUUAAGCCCUCUUCGAGCAAAAAAAAACUUACAAAAUGAGCAUUGAUAGGAAAAUUAUAAGUUUUUUAGUUAACAUCAAC
This is a messenger RNA of Cuscuta epithymum, 1321 nucleotides long. The record is from the annotation of a GenBank genome assembly. NCBI's taxonomy places the organism in Eukaryota, Viridiplantae, Streptophyta, Magnoliopsida, Solanales, Convolvulaceae.